Olea europaea var. sylvestris is the source of this 2838-nucleotide messenger RNA. Its product is annotated as SNARE-interacting protein KEULE-like. The transcript has 22 exons. Gene Ontology annotation, molecular function: syntaxin binding. Bases 136 to 2142 code for a protein of 668 amino acids. Gene Ontology annotation, biological process: intracellular protein transport; vesicle-mediated transport. NCBI's taxonomy places the organism in Eukaryota, Viridiplantae, Streptophyta, Magnoliopsida, Lamiales, Oleaceae. The record is from RefSeq and is a predicted model, not a curated record. Gene Ontology annotation, cellular component: plasma membrane; secretory granule.
UUCAAAAACGCGCUGCCAUUUUACCUCUUUUGUAUUUCAUUCUCUGUUUAGUGCUCUCCAUUUGAACAAAGUUGUAUUAGAAUCUGAAAAUAAUCCAAAAUUUCACCUCCAUUGCUGAGAUAAAAGUUCAACUAGAUGUCAUUUUCGGAUUCAGAUUCGUCCUCCCAUGGCGGAGAGUACAAGACUUUCCGGCAAGUCAGUCGCGAUCGGCUGUUGUAUGAGAUGCUUCAAUCUUCCAAAGCAGGAGAUUCAAGAUCGUUGUGGAAGGUACUUAUCAUGGAUAAAGUCACAGUGAAAGUGAUGUCUCACUCCUGCAAAAUGGCAGAUAUAACAGACCAAGGAAUUUCAUUGGUGGAAGAUCUUUUCAGAAGAAGACAACCUUUGCCAUCAAUGGAUGCCAUAUACUUCAUUCAACCUUCCAAGGAGAAUGUCAUUAUGUUCUUGUCAGACAUGUCAGGAAGAGAGCCCUUAUACAAGAAAGCAUAUGUAUACUUCAGUUCAUCUGUGCCAAAGGAUCUUGUUGCUCGAAUCAAGAAUGAUACUAGUGUGUUACCACGUAUUGGUGCAUUAAGAGAGAUGAAUUUGGAGUACUUCUCUAUCGACAGUCAGGCUUUUAUUACCGAUCAUGAAAGAGCACUAGAAGAACUCUUUGGUAAAGAGGCUGGAAGUUCUCACAGAUUUGAUGCAUGCUUGAAUGUAAUGGCUACUAGAAUUGCUACUGUUUUUGCUUCAUUAAAGGAAUUUCCUUUUGUGAGAUAUCGAGCUGCCAAGGUACUUGAUGAUGCAUCAACGAUGACAACCUCCCGUGAAUUAGUUCCCACAAAGCUUGCUGCUGCUAUUUGGAACAACAUUACAACGUAUAAAUCAGCCAUUCCUAACUUUCCACAAACGGAAACAUGUGAAUUACUAAUAGUGGAUAGAUCAAUAGAUCAGAUUGCUCCAAUUAUUCACGAAUGGACCUAUGAUGCUAUGUGUCAUGAUAUGCUUGAUUUGGAGGGAAACAAAUAUGUGCACGAGAUUCCUAGCAAAUCAGGUGGUGAGCCGGAGAAAAAGGAAGUCCUUUUAGAAGAUAAUGACCCUGUCUGGCUUGAACUCAGACAUGCUCAUAUAGCAGAGGCUAGUGAAAAGUUGAGCGAGAAGAUGACAAAUUUUGUUUCAAAGAACAAAGCAGCACAAUUGCAGCAGAGAGAUGGUAGUGAAUUGUCCACAAGAGACCUGCAGAAAAUGGUUCAAGCUUUACCACAAUACAAUGAACAAAUGGAGAAACUCUCUCUUCAUGUUGAGAUUGCUGGAAAACUGAAUGCAAUCAUCAGAGAUGUGGGUCUUCGAGAACUUGGACAACUUGAGCAAGAUCUUGUAUUUGGAGAUGCAGGAACAAAGGAAGUCAUCAAUUAUCUGAGAAUGAAGCAGAAUGGGAUGUGCGAGAAUAAGUUACGGCUUUUGAUGAUAUAUGCUUCUGUCUAUCCAGAAAAAUUUGAGGGUGACAAAGCAACCAAACUAAUGCAGUUGGCAAAAUUAUCAAGCGAAGACAUGAAGGCAGUGAAAAAUAUGAAAUUGCUCGAGGGAUCAAAUUCAAGGAAGACUUCACAUGGGACUUUUUCACUUAAGUUUGAUUCAGCAAAGAGGAAGAAUGCAGCAAGAAAGGAUCGAACUGGAGAGGAAGAAGAAACAUGGGCGCUAUCUCGGUUUUAUCCUAUGAUAGAGGAGUUAAUAGAGAAGUUGAAUAAAGGUGAACUGCCAAAAGAAGAUUAUCAAAGCAUGAAUAAUCCUAGUCCUUCCAGCGGGCCACCACAGGGUGGAUCAGUGAGAUCAGGUCGAACUAGUGUGCCCUCUCAGGGUGGAUCAGUGAGAUCAAGACGAACUGCAACAUGGGCACGAUCUCGAGCAUCUGAUGAUGGAUAUUCAAGUGAUUCAGUUUUGAGGAAUGUAUCUAAUGAUUUUAAGAAGAUGGGAAAGCGCAUUUUUAUAUUCAUAAUUGGUGGGGCAACUAGAUCUGAGUUAAGGGUUUGUCACAAGCUAACAGCAAAAUUGAGGAGGGAAAUAGUCCUUGGUUCAACUAGUAUUGAUGAUCCACCUCAAUACAUCACGAAACUUAAGCUCUUGUCAGAAAAGGAGCUUUCUGCUGAUGGCCUCGGAAUCUAGAAGUUGAUUUUCAUCACAUUAUACUUAGUUUUGCCCAAAACCAGCAGGGUGGAAUAUAUACAUAUCUGGAACAGCAAAAUGGGAGUUUCAUGGUUGGUUUCUGACUGUAUAAUGGGUGAAACAUGAUUCUUUAGGGGAAGAUGAAGAUCUUCAGGCAACUUAUUGAAGUCCUGUACAUCCUGGCUGUGGAGAGUUAAGAAAUUGUUGAUAGUUAAUGACCAUUUUAUCCUGGACAAAGUGCAAGUUUUCAUUCAUAAUGUAACAUAGAUUAAGAUAAUUUUCUUUUUUUUUUUUUUUUUUCCUUUUUUUUUUUUUUUUUUUUUCCUUUUUUUGAGAUCAAAUAUAUAUUUUGUUGUUUCUGAGUUAUCAAGCAACUAGGAGGCGGUAUUUUAUGAUCAAUUUAAUUUUAGGAGCAAUCCUGUUCUAUCUGGAAGAGGAAACAGGAAAGUCUCCAAUAAUUUUUUAAUCCAAAUUUUAUUAUUGAAUUUAUGGACAAUGAUUUAUCAAGUUUUUUAUCUGAAAUUUGAGAUAUAGAAGAGAAAAAGGAGAAAAUGUUGUGCUGGUUUUCUUGCGCAUAGUAUGUCCUUGCGCAGUUGUGCAUAAAAGGAGCUUUUGCUGUUGAUUUGCUAGGAACUUGUUGGUUGUCGGUUGAUCAAACAAGGGCCAGGGUUUUCAAGGUUGUGAAAUAUUAGGAAA